Bombyx mori (domestic silkworm) is the source of this 10979-nucleotide messenger RNA. RefSeq lists its product as uncharacterized. The coding region runs from base 227 to 6853 and encodes 2208 amino acids. The record is from RefSeq and is a predicted model, not a curated record. Lineage: Eukaryota; Metazoa; Arthropoda; Insecta; Lepidoptera; Bombycidae. The transcript is spliced from 12 exons.
AUAUCCUAAAUCCUGGUAUUUUUUAAAUUGUCUUUAUCAUCCAAAAUAUCAGCUAUUUUUCCCUAAAAAAGGGAGAAUUCCCUAAAAGUGGAAGCACUGCUUCAAAGUACGCUACAUUUUUUAUUGAGUCAGAACUCAUAUCUGCCAUCUAGUGAGUUUAUUAGAUCAUUAAUGCCUAAAAGUUACAAAAAUGACGUCGCCACAGGAGUAAGAUGACGCUAGUUGUAUGUUAUUUGCCUUUGUAUGGGAGUUGCACCCCCCUGGCUAUAGCUGUACGCGUAAAAUUUGUGUCUAUAGUGUUUUAAAUAUGAAUAUACAAAGUGCAUUUAUUAAUGAAGAAAGUGAUGAAAAAAUUGUGAAAGAAAAUGAAGAAGAAAAUCUUAAAGAGCUAAAAAGAAAAAGAAAAUGUGAACGUCAAAGAGCAUAUUAUCACCGUCAGAAAGAUUUGAAGAAAAAUGAAGAAAAAAAAAAAAGAAAAAAAGUACCAAAAACAAAUGCUGAACGUCAAAGGGAAUUUCGUCAACGUAAAGCAGAAAAAUCCUACGUGGAUAUGAAAAGACGAAAAUUGUGCAGUAAUGAAGAGAAUGUCGUGCAAGAUAGGGCUGUUGAAAAUACAGAAAAUGUAACGCUACAGGAAAAUCAAAUUUAUGAACAGCGUAAUGAAUGCAUUACUCCCGAAGUUAUUCUACACAGGAACACGGGAAUUCCUGGCGAUGGCGAUUGCCUAUUCCACUCGCUCAUAAGUGUUUUGCAACUUCAAAUUGAGAGCUGUGAAUUGAGAAAUCAGUUACGCGAUUCACCCUAUUUAAACUCCUGCCACAAUCCGCAAGAAGCAUAUAAGAUUCUAUCAAGCACUAAUGAUUACGGAGAUUUGGAUUGUUUGUACUUAUUUUCAAAAAUGUACAAUCAAAAUGUUUGUGUACAUUAUUGUUUUUACAACAUAACUACAAAGAAUGAAGACACUAUCUUUUGGCAUUUUAGAGCGAAUGAUGCACAAAACUGGAUUCAUCUUCAUCUUCGUGAACAACAUUUCACACCUUUUUAUGAAGUAUCAGAUUUAUUGAAGCCAAUAAAAGAUGCUACCCAAAAUGAAGCCCAUGUUGAUGCCAAUAUUCAACUAUUGCAUGACAAUUAUGUUGAAGAUGCUACCGAAGAUAACCAUAACAAUCAUGAAAAUGAAAUUGAGAUUGAUAGAGAAGAUCGAAUUGGUGAAAAUAUUAUGGAUUUUAUUGUUGAUGGUACUACUCCAGUUUACACAAAUUAUCGUAAACACAGCACAAGUCAUAUUGAUUUUUAUAAAGACUUUACGAGUAAUUCAUUUGGCCAUUCUUGUAUUAUUUGCGACAGACUAUGGUGGAAAAGAGACUUGAAAAUGUCGACCAGUAAACAUGAGAGUAUUUUGAAAACAAUCCUGCAGAAUUAUACCCCUGGUGAAAUAGUUCAAGUCUGCUAUACGUGCUAUACAUCUUUGGAAAAAGAAAAAAUUCCUCUUAUGUCAACCUACAAUGGUUUUGCAUAUCCGAAAAUUCCAUCACAUUUACCAACGUUAAACCUUAUCGAGCAACGAUUGAUUUCACCGAGACUAGCGUUCAUGCAAAUUCGUAGGCUGAGACACGUUAAUGAUCAGUAUGGUAUUUACGCCCAGAUAAUUAAUGUUCCUAUCGAAGUCGAUACAAUGGUGAAACAAUUGCCAAGAAAAAUUCAAGACGACCAUUGCUUUUAUGUGCAUUUGAAAAAGAAGUUGAUUCACAAAACUAGUCAUGUCCACGGGCUUGUGAAUAAGAGUCAUAUUGAAGAGUGGUUGUCGUAUUUAGUAUCUACGCCUCUUUAUAUUUAUCAUGACAUUAAAAUCGAUGAGUCUUUUUUUACCGACAAUGAACGUACUUCGCAAUUGAAUAUGGAUGAAAUAAGUGAACACGUGCCAAUUGAAGACAAUUUAGUUGCGCAGCAACAAACUCUUUUGUGGAAUGAUGAUUAUUUUUUGAGUCUAGCACCCGGUGAAUAUAACAGGCCAGCCAGUAUUUUAAUAGAUGAACAUGCGGAAGAAUUAUCUUUUCCGACAAUCUACGGCGGUCAGUUUCGAACAUAUAGAGAUGGUGUUACUGUUACUCCAUUCAUGCAAGCUACCAGCGAACUCCGGCGUACUGAUAGGCGCGCUACUGACCCACAACACCUCUUAUACAUCGCUGCUAAAAUCAUGAAGUUGCGAGUUAGUGGAUGUGUCAACGUUGCGUUUAAGCAUGUCGGACAAGGUACUUCAAUUACGAAAGACACCAUUGAAUCUGAAGAAUAUAUAAAUAAUUGUUUAGAAACAAAUCUCGCAUUCCUUCGCUGCAUACCAAAUUCCGCUUGGUUUUGGUCAGAUCGCAAAAAAGAUCUUUUUGCAAUGAUCAGGCAAUUAGGACCACCAACUGCUUUUAUGGGUCUAAGCGCCAAUGAAACGGGCUGGGAAAAUUUGUUGAAAUUAUUGUACAAAUUGAAAAACGAGGGGGCGGAAAUUUCAGAUAAGUUUUUAGCAGAAAUAAGUUAUAUGUAUAAAGCUCAACUUGUGAAUGAAGAUGCCGUAACUUGUGCUAUUUAUUUUAAUAAAAAGGUAAAUUGUCUAUUAAAAGUUUUGCAAUCAAAGAAAAGAAGUCCAUUCGGAAAAUAUAGAGUAGUACAUUAUUUCAAAAGAAUAGAAUUUCAACAUCUUGGUAGCCCACAUGCACAUAUUCUUCUUUGGUUGGAAAAUGUUCCUGAAGAUUUAUUGAGCAAUGAUCCUGAAGUUAUUAAAUUAAUUGACGAAUUGGUUUCUGUGUCAGCGUCAGAGGCGUCUGGAAAUAUAAAACUAGUAACACACAAACACACAUCCACGUGUUAUAAAAAAAUGAAUCCCAAUAAAAAGCAAGAAUGUAGAUUUGGCGCACCAUUUAUGCCAACAAAAAAAACUGUUUAUUUGAUACCUAUGAAAGACACUGAUCCCGAUUACUCAGAAGCACUUUUCAAAGAAUAUAAGAAACGAUUUAAAUUUAUAAGAAAUAAUCUCGAAUAUUUUGACUACACGAAUUUUGAUGAAUUUUACUCGCAUAAUUAUAUUAUUUCUGAUGAUCAUUACUACAAUAUUAUUCGUGCUGGUAUCAAUAGACCAAAAUUAUUCUAUAAAAGAACACCAGCAGAAAAAUGGCACAACUCUUUCAAUCCGUUCGUAUUACAUCAUUUUAAAUCGAACAUGGACUUUCAGAUUAUACUAGAUGAAUAUGCUUGUGCAACAUAUGUUGUUGAAUAUGCCAAUAAGCAUAAUAGAGGGAUUAGUAAUUUGCAAAGACAAAUAAUUGACAUAAUGGACGAGCAUCCAGAAUUCGACAUUGUCGAUAUCACGAACAAAGUGAGUAUUGAUAUACUUCAGUCUGUUGAAAUGUCGGCACAAGAAGCUGCUUGGUAUUUAUUAAGAGAACCUGUGGCUAAGUCAUCGGUGGCGACAGUCUACAUUCCAACGGUAUUGCCUACUGAACGCGCAAGAAUUAGAAAAUCUAUGAAGGAACUUGAAACUUUAGACGAUGACUGUACGAACGUUGGGAAAGAGAAUUGGUUCGAUAAGUACGAGAAAAGACCUGAAGAGCUCCGCGAUGUUACGUUAGCACAAUUUGUUGCAAAAUAUUACAUAAAUAAAAAGGGGACUUACAGUAAAAGAGAUACUGCAAGAAUAAUAAGAUACAAGAACUACGAUAUGGCUGAAAAUUACAACGAUUAUAGGCGUGAGAUGGUUCUGUUGCAUGUUCCAUUUCAAAGUGAAGAAAAUGAUAUUAUCGCUGAAAAUAAGUUUAUUCAAAUAUACGAGGACAACAAAGAUACGAUAUUAGAACGUAAGAAAGAAUUUGAAUCAAAUUUGGACAUAGAGAAAACUUUACAAAUUUGUACACAGUUGUGCCGAGAAAACGAUGAAGAACAAGAAGACGAAGAAUUAUUAGGAGCGGCGCAUGAUGAUCCGAUUGAAAUACCUGAUUUCAAUUGUAUUGCUCAAUUCAAUCGAGAUACUGUUCCAAAAGAUAUUCUACACAACCUUGCAUUGGAAAGCUCUAAACAUCAAAAGAAUCAUUUAUUGGUUUUGGAGAACCAACUGUUAGAAGAAAUGAAAUCAAGUAAAGAACUCAGGGGAAAUAUGAAGACUCAUUUUGAAACUAACAGAUUCCCGUGGUAUAAGAUUAACAGGUACCACAUGAAAACUGUAGUACUCAACAAGCUGAAGACACUUUAUGCGGCAGACGAUAAGAGUGAAAAUGUAUUGGCUAAGGACCGAAUGUCCCAGACGGAUUGGAUUAUAUUUGACUUUGCUCUCGUCCAUGAGAAAAUAGAUCUAAUUGAAAAAGAUGGUAUGAGAUGUCAAACUCAGGAUCGUCAGCCGUUGAUUGAUCUCUUCGAGCUGGUGACGAAGUUUGACAUAGAGGACAGGUCCGGAGACAGUCUGGCCGGCGCCUGGACUGCGGCCACCGCCCUCUACAACUCGAGGGGUCGUCAGUGCUCACCGAUGCUACUGCAGAAGCGUUGGUAUCAGCUGAAGGAGGUGACCAGGGAAUCGCUAUAUGAGUACUGGUACGCCUCCCGCGAGAACUCUCCUUCGUCGGCCGAGUCUAUACAAAGCGCAACCAAAUUACAGAGAGCUGUGGCCCAAAAAUACCCGUCAAUAAUAACGAGUGCAUUUCCGGAAUGGCGAGAACUGAUCGAGAAAAGACUUGUCAUAAUGUCUGAAGACUUCGAAAAGGAGAAAUGGAUGAACAACGUGGAAGCUACUAUAGACACUGAAUCUCAACCAGACUUAGAAGUCAUUGAACCUUUCAUAGAAACGAUAGAUGUGGACCAAGAUUUGGACAACGAAACAACGAAGCUCGGGAGAAGAAGCGAAGAGAACACUGAAACCAAUGGAAUGAUGAUUAUUGAAAUAAAAUCCGAACCUAGAGAUUUUGAAGAUCUGGCUGACCCAUUACAAACUAUUAAAAUACCAUUACUUUUACACACCGGGAAAACAGAACAAUUGAUCAAAAAUGAAACAUGCAAUACUGAUUUUGGUGAAGAUGUGGUGAAGACUGAAAAAAAUCAAAAUAUUUCCCCAACUCUUGAUUACCUUCGCGAAACAGUCGAAAAUUCAAAUGAAAUAGUUCCGAAAAUUGUCUGUGUUUACGGCAACGUGCAUGAUACCCAUGAUAGUAAAGAUCUAACAUCUACAAAAGUAUGUGAAGAUGAACCAAUGAUUGUAGAAGAAACUAAAUGUCAUCGAGAUGACACCAACAAUGUGUCUAAUGCAGAAGAUAUACAAGAAAAAGUCUUGCAAGAGACAAAUAUAAUAUUAAAGUCUGAAAUGGAAGAACAAUUGCAUUUGAAUAUUUUUGAUAACGUAAUAGAAUUUGCUGAUAACAAAGUCCAGUCUAUUGAAAAUGAUCAUGUAAAUACAGUGCACGUUAUUCAGACCAAAAACGAUUUCACUUUACAAAGUCGGUUAAGUUGUGAAUAUGGAAAUAGUGCAUCGACUUCUGAAUUAAAAUGUCUCUUUGAUUUGAAAGAAGAUGCAAUGAAAAUGUCAAAAAACAAGCUGCAGGGUUGUAACUUAAAAGACAGUUUAAAACAACUGAACAUUUCGGAAAUACAAACUGAUGUUAAUAAGAUUACGAAUCGAAUUAAUUCUGACAUCAGUAAUACAAUGAACAACACUUUGUUCUUAGAAAGUAAAUCCGGUGCACAAAGUGAAACUAGAACAGACGAUAGUAUGAAAGUGAAAAUGUCUAGUUACUUAUUUCAUAAACCCCGAAAUCGUUCGUAUGAUCCUACACAGCUUUGCAAGAAUCCGGACUUUAACAAGAAGUUAAAAAGAUUAACGGAUGCAUUCUUAAGUUCGCCGCGUAACAGGGUACUGCUCAAUGCUUGCAGGCCGAUCACUGUUGAUGUAAUGAAGGCGAUUGAAUCCAAACUGUUCAACGGUACAGUGUACUUGAAGGACUGCGACCAACUGAACUCGAAUGUUCCAGACCGCGGCGCCGUUAGCGACACUGCGACGCGAGUUCCUUCAACAAUCGCUUCCCGGAGCUCUACAAAUAUUCGUUUAGUCAAUCCUGAUCAUUUAAUGUCGCUAUCGAAAUGUUACACAUCGAAUUUAACACAAGAAAGUUGUGGUGAUGCGAUGGAAAUAAACAGGAAGAUCAAUCAACCAAAUAUAACAGAAGUUCCUUGCUCAAAUCAAAGUUGGCUGACAAUUGAAGUGCCUCCCCUUACCGUGCGAACUAAUAAUGAAAGCAUAACAACUCCAGAACCCAAUUCAACCCUGUCAUGUAAAGAAAAAGAAACCGGUAUUUCGUCCAAAAAGAAACCAAGAAAAGAAUUUUCAGUUGUGAAUGAUGGUUUUCUUACCCACGACAUCCUCAACAAAAUGGUAGUAAAAAUGGAUGAAGAAGAACGUUUUUAUAAUCCUUCCAGAGUAACUUUUGGUGCAUCGUCUCGGAUACUGAAGCCAAGCACAAACACAAGUAAUCCCAGUGAUGAAAUCAAAAUCCGUCCCUGUAGGUCUCCUGCACAAAAUACAACAAAAAUGGUGUCAGCUGUCGAACUGUUGAGUGAGCGAAAUUAUUCCGCUGCGAGUGACAGCCCUAUCAUGGCAAACAACAUCGUAAUCGACAGUGAAAGUAAAAUCGUUGAACCGGUAUUCGCACAGGAACAAUACCAGACCGACAAACAUGAAAUUAUAAAUACGACAUCUAAUGCAAAGACUCUAGUGAUAGAGCCAAUUUUCAAUCAUGUUACCGAAAAAUCUAAAAAACUUAUGUUUUUGGCGUCGCUUGCGUCUCAACAAACGUUAGUUAAACGGAAAGAAAUAGAUAAAUCUCCUUAGUUUAUCAUUGAAAACAACCACGACAGCCCCGGAAGGAUAGUAAAACGUGAAGCAAUCUCAAAACCUAAUAAAAGUAUUAAUAAUGCAAACCCUUCCCACACUAGAAGCAUAUUGGGUCACACACGUAACACACACAAAAAAAAUCAAUGGGUUGGUUGACCACGUUAAACUUUCUAUCAGCUUUUUUGACGUUACUGGGGCCAGUUUCUUCUAAUAUGUUUAAAUUAUUAUCCAGAUUUUUCUCUGUAUUACUCUCAUUGUCACAUUCAUUUGUGUUAUCAGGAUAUUCUGAUUCUUCUGUCAAGAUUAUAUUUUCUACACUUCUUCCAGGAAUAACAUUUUUUUUUUUGUAGGAUGUUUUAAAACUUCCUGUGUUCCUCAUUGCAUAGAAAGAACCGUUUGAUCAAUUACUUCUUUGAAGUUUUAAUUUCUAGCUUCUGGAUUUGUGCUUGGCAAUCUAUCUAAAACCUUAUUUCUAUUUACCGAACUUAUGCCGCACUUUUCAAAACCUAGCUGUAUUUUUUUUACUGACGUUUGAUUCUAUUUCUUUCAUAAGUUUUUUAAGAAGCGAUGGAAAUAUGUUUUUGGGUAUAGUAGCUUGCAUUCUCCCGUCGGUCUUUUUCCAAUUAUAAAGUAUGUGCUGCCAAGCACUUUUCAACGGCCUGAAGAAAGCUACGUCUAAUGGUUGAGUAAGGUGCUUAGAGUUGGCAGGUAAAAAAUGAACCUAAUAUUACGUGUUUCACAUUCCUUUAUUAUAUCUAUUGAAAGGUGAGAGGCGAGAUUAUCGCCUACAAGAAUUUUUGUGCCAGUUUUAAAAAUCGAAUACAAUAGUCCUCCCUAGUCUUCAAAUGUUAAUCCAUCAAAUCAACUAGAUCUGGUACUAUUAUAAAGAGAACCUUAUGGCCCAUUUUGUUUCCACGUUGUGCCUUAUUUACCUCAUAUGGCAGCAAGGACAUCAACCAAGUUAGUUUCGUCAUAGUUGACGAUGUUAUCUCAAGGAAUUCUUUGUAGUGGUACUUCUAGUUCAUCGAAAUAUGCCUUUAUCAUCUCUGGCGAGACUGCUGCUCUUGAACGUUUUAUAUUUUGGCUUAAUCUACCGGUAAUUGUAAGUUUAUGUCGUUUCCAAAAAAAUUUUGUGUAGGUAGGGCCAUUUUUUUUUUUUUUUUUCGGGUAGAGGGCCGAACCUCCUACGAGGUCCCCGCGCAAAAGGGGCGCGCGGGGUAUGUGAGACUCAACGGUCUGCAUGGUGUUGUGAGCAGACCGCGGGCCCAAGGAUUUUAGGACCCACCCACUAAACGACUCCCCUGCACUCUUACACCCGACGUCCGAUCCCCUCCGAGGUCAGAACCAGGAUGAGGUAGGGGGGCUACCGCGGUCAACACUACAACCAGACGGCGCGGCUCACCCCAAGGACGCCCAGCCGACGGAGCCUUCGAGGCGAAUCGAAGGCUCUGAAACGUCGGCCGUCUCGGUACGGCAGCCCGUCGGGCCGCCCAGACGGUGCCGCUGGUGUCCCGGAAUACCCCGCUGGACCAGAACCAGCCUGCCGGGUCGGGACGCGAUACACCGUCGACCGGUCGCUCUAAUCACUCCACGGCAUCGCGCUAGAGUGCUGGUAGCGCGCCGCGCGGCCUCACCCCCUCAGGUCGCCCCUUGACCUUCACCGGGGGGAGGCCGCCACCUACAGGGGCCGGGACGUACGGGCGUAUUCCCGCCUCCGGCCCCCGGCUCGACGGCGACGGAUCGGUGCGGAAAGGGAAGAGCUCUCCAAGUGUAGGCAGGGCCAGGCGUAACAUUUUUUAAUCUUUUUUAUCACUACUCCUACAUUGUCUAUGUAUCCCUUUAUUAAUAAUCUAAAGUCUAUUGUUUCAAGGAGAUAUCCCCAUUCAGAACACACCUUUGUAUAUUGUAUUAGGUAUUCCCAUACAUCCGGAGCUAAUGCUGCUUGGCCACCUUGCUUUUUCAUGACAUAAGUAUUGUGUCUAUGAAGGACUGAUUUAGAGAUUUUAUAUUUUUAUGCAAUAUCUAUUAACGAUUAAUUAGUUCUCUCCAAUAGAGCAAAUGGCGUGCUCUUUCAAGCAGCUCUGAAUUCCAAGCUGACCUUGGUCUAUGUUUUUUAGCAUCUAAGCUACUUGUGUUUUGGGCACUGCAAUUUUGUGACCUCUGACAUAUUAUUUUUGAAUCUUUUUAUCACUACUCCUAAGUUGUCUAAGUAUCCCUUUAUUAAUAAUAUAAAGUCUAUUGUUUCAAGGGGAUAUCCCCAUUCAGAACACACAUAUUUUGUAUAUUGUAUUAGGUAUUCUCCUACAUCCGUAGCUAAUGCUGCAUGGCCACCUUGCUUUUUCAUGAUAUAAGUAUUGUGUCUAUGAAGGAAUAAUUUGGAGAUUUUAUAUUUUUGUGCAAUAUCUAUUAACGAUUGAUUAUUCCUAUCCAAUAGAGCAAUUGGCGUGCUCUUUUCAAGCAGCUCUGAAUUCCAAGCUGACCUUGGUUUAUGUUUUUUAGCAUCUGGGGUACUUGUAUUUUGGGCACUAUAAUUUUGUGACCUCUGAAAAUUAGACCUUUGAAGUAAUUGAAUGAAUGAAUGAAAUUGAAUAGAAACAAAUCUUUUGGUUUUAUUCCUAAUACUCGUUAGUUUUGAAGUGUCAUAAUCACGGCUUAAAAAGUCUGCUAAUGGUAUUUAUAUGAUUUUGUUAAAAGUAAUUUUUGGUGAAUAUGGUGUUAGGUUGAGCAUUAUACGUUGAAGUCUAGCUUGGGCUGACUGUAUUUUUUUUCUGAAUAUUGUCUCGAGCGGCUUGUGAUUUGAUUCGAUAAUAAGUAUUUGCUAUAGACCUACUCAUGGAACUUUUUGCACCCAAAUAGUAUAUAGCAAAUACCUCCUUCAUAAUGUGAGCAUAAUUUUGUUCAGAUUUAGUCAAUGUUCUGGCUCCAUAAGCUGCCUUUCCUGAAGGAAUGCUGCACCAAGAUUCUUUAAACUUGCAUCCACUCUUAGUGUGACUCGUUUGUUUACAUCAUAUAAUUUUAACACUGAUGGAUUCUGUAAAAAAAUUUUAAUUUUAUUGAGUGCUUCAUCUUAAUAGAAUUCCCAGUUGAAACUUGUGACUUAAAAGAUGCAUUUACUUUGAUUAAGUUUGAAACCAGAAAAUUUCAAUGUCUCUUAUUAUUUCUUUGACCGUUUUCUGUGGCUCUUCCUCCUCUUUGGCAUGAAUAAAGAUAUCCUCGAUUGAUACUCUUACAUUUUUGAAUGUGCUAAGAAGAUUAGCCAAGAUUCCUUGAAAACUUUCAGGUGCUGACGAUACUCCAAACGAGUCUUUUGAAUGAUUAUCUCUUCCAUUCAGAUGUAGAAAAGGUAUAUAAAAGGCAGUAUCUUUUGUGUUAUUUUUGAUAAUUUAACUUGCCAAAAUCCUUUAGUGCCGUGCUGAUCCUUUGACGUCAGCUGCUAUCUCUUCUAUUGUUGAAAGUGGGAAAUGUAUUCUUAAAAUAUUUUUGUUCACAUCUGAUGGGUCUAUGCAUAUUCUCAAUAUUCAUUUUUGUCUGAUCACCACCAUUGGACUCACUGCUGUUGUCGGUUCUGUUUCAGGUUUGAUGACAUCCAGUUUUACCAUUCUAUCUAAUUCUUGUUUUACUUCAUUUCUUAUGGCGUGUGGAACAUUUCUUAUCGGUUUAAUUUCAAAUUUAGGGUUUUCUAUGAGGUCAAUAUCAUACUCAAAUUUUUUGUACCAACGUACCCUUUUAAAUAUGUCAUCAUUGGUUGAACUUUCUUUCAAUGUUUCAACCCGUGCGACUAAUCCCAACUUCUCACAACUGUUUAGUCUUAAGACUGGUGUGACUCUUUCAGCUACAACUUUAAAUAGUAUUUUAACAGUUUUCCCUUUUAUUUUGUAUUGUAACUUCACUUCUCCAAGUAGGUACUAACAUUCUGUUAUUUGAGAAACUUGUUAAAUUUUUAGUGCAACUUGGUUGUGUACAAACUUGAGUUUUCUGUACUAUGAAUUUUGGAAGGACGUUGCACUCUGCACCAUUAUUAAGCUUUGCCGUAAAUUUGGUGUUACCAGUUUGGACACUUUCUGCCAAUCUUUGGAGUUGCCAACACUUAAUUAUCCAAUAAAGAGUAGUAUUUUCUUCUAAA